AUUUAAACACACUAAUGACUCACUACAAUAUGCAGUACUAUACUAAUCUCUAACUAGUAGAACAAGAAAAACUCUUAAUAUACAAUGAACCAGUUAACCAGAAACCAAGCAAAUUCAACGGCUCUAACCCCACUCACCUUCUUAGAAAGAGCAGCCACUGUCUAUGGCAACUCCAUUUCAAUCAUAUACAACAAUACCUCAUUCACUUGGUCUCAAACCCACAAAAGAUGUCUUCAACUUGCUUCAUCACUUUCUUCCCUCGGCAUCCAAAAAGGCGAUGUCGUCUCCGUCCUUUCCCCCAACACUCCGGCCAUGUACGAGCUUCAUUUCUCCGUUCCAAUGUCCGGCGCCAUUCUCAAUAACCUCAACUUCCGACUUGACCACAAAACCCUCUCCGUUCUUCUCAUCCACAGUGAAUCAAAACUCAUUUUUGUUGACAUUCUCUCUCUUUCUCUUACCCUCAAUGCUCUCUCUUUAUUCCCAACAAACAUCCAACAACCUAAGCUCGUCCUCAUAAUGGAUGAAACCCUAGCACCGCACCAGAUUCCUCCACUUCCAAAAAACGUAAACAUUAUCAACACCUAUGAGGGUCUUGUAGCAAAGGGUGAUCCAUAUUUCAAAUGGAUCCGACCUGACUCAGAGUGGGAUCCAAUUACGUUAAACUACACCUCCGGAACGACGUCGUCUCCGAAAGGUGUAGUGCAUUGUCACAGAGCAACGUUCAUUGUUUCUCUUGAUUCUCUCAUUGACUGGUCAGUUCCGGUUCAACCGGUUUUCUUGUGGACAUUACCGAUGUUUCAUUCUAAUGGAUGGAGCUACCCGUGGGCAAUGGCUGCAGUUGGAGGAAUUAAUAUCUGCACGCGUAGGACAGACGCGCCGACGAUCUAUACUUUGAUUGAAUCUCAUGGUGUAACACACAUGUGUGCUGCACCGGUUGUUCUUAACAUGCUGUCAAACUUCAACAAAACUGAACCGUUAAAAAAACCGGUUCAUGUUUUAACGGGAGGAUCGUCACCUCCAACGGCGAUUCUCACACGUGCGGAGAGGUUAGGGUUUGAGGUUAGUCAUGGAUUUGGAAUGACGGAGGUGAUUGGGGUGAUUGUGUCGUGUGCUUGGAAGAGAGAAUGGGAUAGGUUUCCGGCAACGGAGAAGGCGAGGAUGAAGGCGAGGCAAGGUGUGAGGAAGGUGGGGGUGGCGGAGGUUGAUGUGGUGGGACCCACUGGUGAAAGUGUGAAGAAUGAUGGUGUAACCGUUGGUGAGAUCGUUGUAAAAGGUGCAUGUGUUAUGUUAGGUUAUUUUAAAGAUGAGAUUGCCACAUCGCAGUGUAUCAAAAAGAAUGGUUGGUUUUAUACGGGUGAUGUUGCGGUUAUGCAUGAGGAUGGGUAUUUGGAGAUUAAAGAUAGGUCAAAAGAUUUGAUAAUAAGUGGCGGAGAGAAUAUGAGUAGUGUGGAGGUUGAGGGGGUUUUGUAUAUGCAUUCGGCGGUUAAGGAGGCGGCGGUGGUGGCGAGACCAGAUGAUUUUUGGGGGGAGACGCCGUGUGGGUUUGUGAGUUUGAAAGAUGAAUUGAAGAAGAAUGAUAUUCCGACUGAUAAUGAGAUUAAGGAGUUUUGUAAAGAGAAGUUGCCGCAUUUUAUGAUGCCUAAAACAAUUGUGUUUAUGAAGGAAUUGCCAAAGACAUCAACCGGAAAGGUUCAAAAACAUGUGCUUAGAAAGGUUGCUAAGAAGAUGGGAUCGUUGUCCUUACCACCGCCGCCGCGUCUUAUUAGUCGCAUUUAAUUAUGGAGUUUUUUUGAAGGGAACUUCUAUGGUACACUCAUAAAUUAAGGUGUAUCGGUACUCGCUUCCUAAAUUUAUACAUUAAUAAUCA
Messenger RNA from Medicago truncatula (barrel medic), 1867 nucleotides. RefSeq names its product probable acyl-activating enzyme 6. The record is from RefSeq and is a predicted model, not a curated record. NCBI's taxonomy places the organism in Eukaryota, Viridiplantae, Streptophyta, Magnoliopsida, Fabales, Fabaceae. The transcript has a single exon. The coding region runs from base 85 to 1776 and encodes 563 amino acids.